CGCAAUUUGUGUUGACACCUGAAGCAUUAUAAAGGCGUGUCUUUCAGUAGAAAAAAACUACGGUGGGCUUAGGAAUGAUCGAUAGAGGUUGCAACACGGUAUGAACAUUUCCACUUUCUCUGUUUGGACUGUCGUUGUAACUAUCCGUGUCAAAUAGUAUACAAGCUAACUGUAUUGCAAUUACUUCACUUUUGUUCACAUACAAGAACAUGUAGUGCAGUCUGCCUCUAACUUGCAAUAUCCGAAAGACAAUCCUGAUAGAUCUAGCCCACGAAAUACAUUGUCUGGCAAAGCUUCUUUAUAUCGGAUCCGUAGUUUGUCUUCGUCACGAAUACCCAGCGCGUGUCCAUAAAUAUUUGGACAAGAACUUAUUUCAUAUUUUCAUUAUUUCCAUAUUUGGAAAAAUGGAAAACUAAAACUGGUCAAGCUAACCAAAUUAGGCUUUGUUAUUAUACUUGGCUAACUUAAGGCAAAUUAUUGUUACCGAAAACGAAGCCGUCGGCUUUUUACACAAAGCUUUGACGACAAAAUGUUGCUUCGAAUGUCAAUGCCGCUGGUUCUGUUUCUCUUCGCUUGGCAAAGCGAAUCGACACCGACGGUCCAACAGAACCGACUGAAGCUCCUCUACUACACCGCCUCAGACGACGGCAGCCAUCACCUGACCAACACCAAGAUCGCCGAAGCUCUCGUCAGGAAAGGUCAAGACGUCACCUUCCUCCUUAGCGACAGCUUUACAAAUUGGCGGAACGCCAGCGGGGCUGACAAGUUCAGGUUCAUCGUGCACCGAUCGCUGUACACGACGGAGGACCGGGAGCGGAAUAAGCGAGGACUGUCUCGUGUUGCUCUGCGUGGGGAGCUGAGAGGCGCGGUAAACGCGAUGAAAUUCCUCCUGAGGUCGAUGUACUCCGCGGAUAGUCACGGUCGCCGCGCGUGGUUCAACUUCCUGUGGAGCGAGUGCGACACCUUGCUGGGGGACAACGCGACGAUCCGGGCGCUGAGAGAGGAGAGCUUCGACCUGCUGAUCGGGGACGAUUUGUCUGAUUGCCAGCCGCUGCUAGCAGAGAUUCUGGGAAUCAAAUUUGUCCUGGUCAGCGGCACGGGUAUCCUUCCUUCCAAGGGAAGCUGGUAUGGCAUUCCAAACCACUCGGCCUACAUUCCCGAGCGCCAGGCUGGUCUAACCGACAUGAUGAGCCUGCCACAGCGCAUCCUAAACACCUGUCGCUAUUUCGUCACCGGUCUGGCCAGACGAGCUGCGCUUUGGAGGUUUGAGGAUCUCCAGAGAAAGUACAACCUGAGCCCGGAGAAGCGGAUGCCGGAGAUGCUGGCCCAGGCUCAGCUUUGGCUGUUCUACGGGGACUUUGGGCUGGAGUUCGCCCGACCCUUGCAGCCCAACACUGUGAUGCUUGCCUCACCCAUGCUGGGUCUUCCCUCCAACGAAAAGAUUUCAGUGGAACAGCAGAAAUUUCUGGACGAUGCCAACGAAGGCGUCGUUCUGUUCACGCUGGGUAGUCACGUGAAGGAGGUGGAAACUGCGCAGGCUCAGAUGUUCGCCAACGGAUUGGCCAAGCUGAAGCAGCGCGUCAUCUGGCAUUUCCCUGGCAGUGUUACGCAUUUGCAUAUCGGGAACAACACGAAGGUUGUACAAUGGAUGCCACAGCAGGAGAUAAUGGCUCAUAGGAACACCAAGGCGCUGUUGAGUCACGGCGGGCUGAACGGCAUGUACGAGGCGGCUUGGUACGGCCUCCCCAUGGUCGGUAUACCCCUCUUCGGUGACCACUUCGACAACAUGGAGCGAGCAGUCGCUAAGGGGAUGGCUCUGCAGUUGGACAUAGCCACGUUGACAGAGGACGCCCUUUGCGACGCAGUCACCCGCGUCAUUGAAGAUCCAAGAUAUGGCGAGAGGGCGCAACACAUCUCACGCCUGCUCCGCGACGAUCCAGUCAUUCCGUCCGAGAAGGCAGCUCACUGGAUCGCCCACGUGGGCAAGUACGGCGGGGAGUACUUGCGACCUCGUGCGGCCGACCUCAGCUGGAUCCAGUACCACCUGCUGGACGUGUACGCCUUCCUGGCUGCCAUUUUGUUCGGUGUGCUUGGUGUGUUGCUACUAGGCUGCAAGGGUAUUCUGUGGAUGGCGUGUCGCAACCGCAGGCAACGGAAGAUAAAAGUUAACUAGAGGAAUGAAUGAAUCUAGAACGAUUCAACGCUAUUAAAUUAACGCACAUUAGGAUAGAAUUGCAGCAACAAGAAAUAGUUACAAGUGAACUAGAAUUAGCUGAUCUGUUAGUUGGCCUGAAACAUCAUUGGUGGCAGUCAAGUAUUGUUUAAUUCUCAGUUUCCUUAACCAAUUGGUCAAGAAAUAAUCAAAUUUUCUAAUGUUAAUACACAAAUACACCCCUGACUCAACCCUUCGACUCAAACGCAAUUUGAAAACGACGAACCUGCACCACACUGUACCAAUAGCUUUGUUCACAGUUCAUAAAUAAUAUUUUAUUUCAACAAAAUCACAAAAGUAGUAACACUCAGUUGUGUUGUUGCUUUACACCCUAGCCAAUAAAUUUAACCUAGCACAUUCAACAUGUUCAAGUGCAUGACUUUCACUAACUGCAACGAAUAAACUCCAUCUUAUGUUUACUCCAUCUUAUAGUUUCAUUGCGGUACCCGCUGCUACAUGUACAUCAGAUUCGAACCAGCCAACCGAUCCCACAAGCUCGGUGGCCGAGUCUUAAGACAUCUGCAUUAGAAAGCAUGAGGUCGUGGGUUCGAGUCCCACCGAGUGAUUUUUUCCAACUUUUACUCGGGAGGUAACAAUGAGUAUACGGUGUUUCUACGUCGUUGAAGGGUAAAACCCAAUAUUGAUGAACGAAUGGCAUUUUGUUUACAUACAUUAAACGGUUAUAAAAUACAGUAGACUCCGGUUAUUACGAACUCGGUUACAACAAUUUGUUUUGGUAUACCGACAACCUUUUAUACCAAUACAC
Patiria miniata (bat star) is the source of this 2978-nucleotide messenger RNA. RefSeq names its product 2-hydroxyacylsphingosine 1-beta-galactosyltransferase-like. Gene Ontology annotation, molecular function: UDP-glycosyltransferase activity. Lineage: Eukaryota; Metazoa; Echinodermata; Asteroidea; Valvatida; Asterinidae. The record is from RefSeq and is a predicted model, not a curated record. The transcript is spliced from 5 exons. The coding region runs from base 530 to 2173 and encodes 547 amino acids.